AUCAUAGUUCCAAACUAACAACUUCACCAUUAACUCAUUGACUUUCUCUCUCUCUCUCUCUCUCUAAAUAAUACAAAUUUCUCCAUCACCACCACCCUCCAAUCAUGCAGGUAGCAGCAACACUUCCGGCGACCGGUGUCCAUUUUUUUCAGACACGUCGAGCAAGUUUCAAAUGCAAUGGUUAUUCAUCACCAUUGAAUCCAAUAACUAGAACUACUUCUACUGUAAACGCUCAAAGCUUAAAGACAAUAUCACCACCACCAGUAGCACCAACACCAACAGAGAUAACAAAGAAGCAUCUUGCAAAUCUUGAAAAGCUUUUGCAAAAGGAAUCAAAGCCAGAGCCAGUAAAAACAGAGGAAAACAGGGGAAGACAUAGGAAAACAGAGGAGAACAGGGGAAGGAACUUGCUUGAAGGGCUAAAUUUGUCUAGAAUUUGGCCUGAAAUGAAAGCAGCUGAAGAAAUGUCACCUAGACAUUUGAUAAGGCUACAUAGGAUGUUGUCAUCAAAGUCCAUGGAAUAUUCACCUAGGAACAACCUUGGUACUAGGUGGAAAGAGUACCAUGGUUGUAAAGACUGGCUGGGACUACUUGAUCCAUUGGAUGAGAAUCUCCGGCGAGAGUUAGUCCGGUACGGGGAGUUUAUUCAGGCGGCUUACCAUUGUUUCCACUCCGACCCCGCCACGUCAGCAGACGAGAACCCUGGCGUGGCGAGGAACGUGUCGUUGCCUGACAGGUCAUACAAGGUGACCAAGAGCCUUUACGCCACGUCAUCCAUUGGUCUGCCGAAGUGGGUGGAUGACGUGGCGCCCGACCUCGGGUGGAUGACCCAGAGGUCUAGUUGGAUCGGGUACGUCGCGGUGUGCGACGAUAAAGCCGAGAUCCAACGUAUGGGGAGGAGGGAUAUUGUCAUCGCGUUGCGUGGGACCGCCACGUGUCUAGAGUGGGGGGAAAAUCUACGUGACCUGCUUGUUCAAAUGCCAGGGGAAAAUGAGUCUACUGAAGGACAACCAAAAGUAGAAUGUGGAUUUUUAAGCUUGUACAAAACAGGUGGUGCUAAAAUCCCAAGCCUAGCUGAAUCUGUUGUGAAUGAAGUGAGGAGACUUACUGAAACGUACAAAGGGGAGUCACUAAGUAUCACAGUAACAGGACAUAGUCUUGGUGCUGCAUUAGCCUUAUUAGUAGCAGAUGACAUAAGUACAUGCACACAAGAUGCUCCACCAGUCGCAGUUUUUUCCUUUGGUGGUCCUCGAGUAGGCAACAAAGGUUUCGCGAAUCGCAUAGAAUCCAAGAACGUUAAGGUCCUUCGUAUAGUGAACAAGCAAGACGUGAUCACUAAAGUUCCAGGCAUGUUUGUAAGCGAAGCAAUCGACAAAAAAUUAAGGGAAACCGGAGCAUCGGGGGUGUUGAACUUGCUCGACAACAGCAUGCCGUGGGCUUAUUCACAUGUUGGCACAGAAUUGAGAGUUGACACAACAAAGUCUCCAUUUUUGAAGCCUGAUGCAGAUGUUGCAUGUUGUCAUGAUUUGGAAGCAUAUUUGCAUUUGGUGGAUGGAUAUUUGGGAUCAAAUGAAUCAUUUAGACCAAAUGCCAAGAGGAGCCUUGCUAAGUUGUUAAAUGAACAAAGUGCUAAUAUCAAGAAAUUAUACACUAGUAAGGGUAAAGAUUUGAGUAGUCUCAAUCUUAAUAGAGAAUUUAGUUUUCCUAGGCCUAGUUGUUUGCCUAGUCCUAGUGUAUUGCCUAGUCCUUCAUCUUGAGUUUAAUAGGAUAAGGAUAUGUAUGCUUCUUGUACAAAUUUAAGAAGUUAUGAGAAGUAUAUGUUUUCUGUUUGUAA
This is a messenger RNA of Capsicum annuum, 1834 nucleotides long. RefSeq names its product phospholipase A1-Ibeta2, chloroplastic. Gene Ontology annotation, biological process: lipid metabolic process. NCBI's taxonomy places the organism in Eukaryota, Viridiplantae, Streptophyta, Magnoliopsida, Solanales, Solanaceae. Gene Ontology annotation, molecular function: glycerophospholipase activity. The coding region runs from base 105 to 1757 and encodes 550 amino acids. The record is from RefSeq and is a predicted model, not a curated record. The transcript has a single exon.